This is a messenger RNA of Amblyraja radiata (thorny skate), 4382 nucleotides long. It is a transcript of the gene dhx37, whose product is annotated as DEAH (Asp-Glu-Ala-His) box polypeptide 37. NCBI's taxonomy places the organism in Eukaryota, Metazoa, Chordata, Chondrichthyes, Rajiformes, Rajidae. Gene Ontology annotation, biological process: maturation of SSU-rRNA from tricistronic rRNA transcript (SSU-rRNA, 5.8S rRNA, LSU-rRNA). The transcript has 28 exons. The coding region runs from base 115 to 3582 and encodes 1155 amino acids. Gene Ontology annotation, molecular function: helicase activity; RNA binding; ATP binding. The record is from RefSeq and is a predicted model, not a curated record. Gene Ontology annotation, cellular component: intracellular anatomical structure; nucleolus.
CGGGUGCCGGCGGACACUUCCGGUGGGGACAUGUGUGGGGAACGAGAGAGAAGCACGUUUGGGUGAAACCUGAGCUCGUGUUUUUCCUCGGUGACAGAUUGCGAAUUUUCGGUAAUGGGAAGAUUACGUAAAAGGCACAACUGGAAGGCACGACUUCAGCAAAGUACGGUGGCAACCAAGUCAGAGCAACCCAGUGAUUGCGUCAAGGUUGAGAUUGAUCUGGAAGGUGGAGUUACGUUAAAAGGAAUAGAUGAAAGUAACGCACUGGUUCUACCAGCGAAAAGAGCCAAAAGAAAGCAGGAGAACAAGGAAGUUAGGGCAUCAAAGAAACCCCUGACCAAAAAACAAAGGAAACAGCUGGAGAAAAUUUUGGAGCAGAAGAAAAAGAAAGCUCAGAGGAAAGAUAUUCUGAGUAAAUUGGCAGAAUGUCAAGUCCCGGAGUCCGAGAUGAAGCUUUUAUACACCACCUCAAAAAUUGGCAUCGGUGAACGCUUGUACCAGACUAAACUGUUGGAACCUGAAGUUGAAAGUGAGUGCCGAAUCAGCAGUGUCAGUGGGGCGAACAGGAAAAGAUUCAGAAGAAACUCUGAGGAUGUGGAGCAAGCACCAGAGUCUGAAACCAGCACAUCUACAGACAGUUCAGAUACUGAAGAGGAACAAAUGGAUGAUGUUGAAAGUGAAGAAAGAGACACCACUCGGCCAAAUACAAAUGAGAAGAAUGUCAGCAAUGAACAAAUUCAAAACUCAAGCACUUCAGAAGCACUGACAAAGAAGCCAUUGGUGAAGAAGGAAACUAGUCAAAACUCAAUGAAGCAGCCUUCCUCAGAGCCAGCUAUUUUCAUUCCAGUGAACAGGAUCCCAAAGAUUCAGGAAGCUCGCCUCAAGUUACCAAUUCUAGCAGAAGAACAAGUUGUAAUGGAGGCCAUUAAAGAUAACCCAAUUGUAAUUGUGUGUGGUGAGACAGGCAGUGGUAAAACGACACAAGUCCCCCAGUUCCUCUAUGAAGCUGGAUAUGCCAGUGGUGAUGGAAUCAUUGGCAUCACAGAGCCCAGGCGGGUAGCAGCUAUAAGCAUGUCCCAACGAGUUGCCAAAGAAAUGAAUCUCUCACAAAGGGUGGUUUCAUAUCAAAUACGAUAUGAAGGAAACACAACUGAAGACACGAAAAUAAAGUUUAUGACAGAUGGUGUCCUUCUAAAAGAAGUCCAGAGGGAUUUCUUGCUCACAAAAUAUAAAGUGAUCAUUAUUGAUGAAGCUCACGAGCGGAGUGUGUACACAGACAUCCUGAUUGGUCUGCUCUCUCGUAUUGUUCCACUUCGAGAAAAGAAAAGACAGCCAAUGAAACUGAUUGUAAUGUCAGCCACUCUGCGUGUGGAGGAUUUCACAGAAAACAAAAGACUGUUUCCAACCUCUCCCCCUGUUGUUAAGGUGGAUGCCAGGCAGUUUCCUGUCACAGUUCACUUCAACAAGCGGACUCCAGUUGAUGACUAUGCAGGGGAGGCUUUUAGGAAAGUUAACAAGAUCCAUAGAAUGUUACCUCCAGGAGGAAUCUUGGUGUUUCUGACAGGGCAGGCCGAAGUGCAUUCUCUGUGCAGAAGGCUGAGAAGAGCUUUCCCGUACAAGCGUGGCAGUGCUUUACAAGAAGCUGAUCCUGAUAAUGAUGAUUCAGUUGAAGCGAUAAAGAAGUUUAAAAAGGCCAAAUCCAAACCAAAUUUGCCAAAGAUCAAUCUUGAUAAUUACUCUGCAAUGCCAGUGGAUGAGGGGAAUGAAGAUCGAGAGGCGGGGAUUGGCGAUGAAGAUGAAGUUGGCUCUGAUCUUGAUCUGGAUUUAGGGGAUGUUGAUGAUCCUGAAGAAGCUGAGAAGUCGGAUCCUUCUAUUCCGCUUUAUGUUCUUCCACUCUACUCAUUGCUGGCAGCGGAUAAACAAGCAAAGGUAUUCCUUCCAACUCCAAAUGGCACAAGAUUGUGUGUGUUGGCAACCAACGUAGCUGAAACCUCUCUCACCAUCCCAAACAUUAAAUAUGUGGUGGAUUGCGGAAAGGUGAAAAAACGCUUUUAUGAUAAGGUUACAGGAGUGUCGUCAUUCAAAAUUACUUGGAUCUCCCAAGCUUCAUCUAAUCAAAGAGCGGGUCGUGCUGGUCGAACAGACCCAGGUCACUGUUACAGGCUGUAUUCCUCAGCAGUUUUUGCUGACUUUGAGAAAUUCUCUGCAGCUGAGAUUACAAGGCGGCCUGUUGACGAUCUCGUUCUGCAGAUGAAAGACUUGAACAUUGAAAAGGUGAUCAAUUUUCCAUUCCCAACACCUCCGUCGACAGAGUCCCUAAUAGCUGCUGAGGAAUUGCUCGUUUCUCUUGGAGCUUUGGAGGAACCACCAAAGCAUGGGAGGUUUAAGGAGUUGGAACGAGCAAAGCUGAGUUGUCCUAUCACGUCACUUGGUAGGGCAAUGGCAUCCUUCCCUGUAGCACCUCGAUAUGCCAAGAUGCUUGCCUUAAGCAAGCAACAUGACUGUAUGUCGUAUGUCAUCGUGAUCGUUGCUGCGAUGACUGUGCGAGAGUUGUUUGAGCAGUUCGACAGACCAGCCAUUAGUGAUGAAAAGACAGAAGAACUGAAAAAGAAGAAAGCCAGAAUCUCUCAAAUGCAGCGUGUUUGGGCUGGACAAGGUCCUUCCCUUAAACUCGGAGACAUCAUGGUCAUGCUUGGCGCUGUUGGUGCAUGUGAGUACUCAGGGUGCACUCCUGACUUCUGUUUUAAAAAUGGGCUGCGACACAAGGCGAUGGUUGAAAUCAGACGUUUACGAGGGCAGCUGACAAAUGUUGUAAAUGCUAUCUUCCCAGAAAUUGGAUUGUUUGUUGACCCCAAGAUGAAACCUCCAACAGAAACUCAGGUCCUGUACUUAAGGCAGAUUGUAAUGGCUGGUCUUGGAGAUCACAUUGCAAGGAAAGUCCAGUCGGAGGAUGUGUUAGAUGAAAAAUUGAGACAUGCCUACAAGACCCCUCUCCUUGAUGAACCGGUGUUUAUCCAUCCAAAUUCAGUGCUGUUCAAACAUCUUCCCGAGUUUGUGGUUUAUCAAGAGAUAGUGGAGACUUCCAAGAUGUACAUGCAAGGGCUGACUACGAUUGAACCAGAGUGGAUCCCUCUCCUCCUUCCGCAGUACAGUCACUAUGGCAAACCUCUGGAUACACCCCCUCCACGUUACUGCCCUGACACCGGUCAGAUUAAAUGUCACAGAGGAAGCACCUUUUUCCGAGUUGGCUGGCAACUUCCUGCAGUCGAAGUCGACUACCCAGAGGGACUGGACCGAUACAAGCACUUUGCCAAGUUUUUGUUGGAAGGAACGGUCUUUAAAAAGUUUGCUUCACACUCCAAUUGUCUACUUUCCAGUCCAUCAACUAUGUUGAAGUCCUGGGCCAAGCUCCAGCCGAGGACAGAUGCACUGCUGAGGGUUCUGGUGUCUGAGAAGGUGGACAACCGUGAAGCGCUGCUCACUGCCUGGAAGAAAGAUGGCCAAUACCUAUUAUCAGCUUAUUGUCAAUGGCUUCCUGAGGCAGUGCACGCAAAUGUUUCUCUUCACUGGCCUCCAACGUAACCCCAACAUGCAGUGUUAGCUUCCAACUGAUGGACACUGUUUCCAUCUACUCUUGACCCACUUUGGUGGAAUUAUAUUUGUAUGUAGUUCCAUUCAAGAUUUAAUGAUUUUAAAGAAAGAAUGAACUCUUCUUUGUUCUUUCUUGAAGAAAGAAUAAAAUUAAGCUCAAAAGAGUGAAGAUAUAAAAUAAUGCUUGAACAGGUCAAAGACUGGAAAGUGUUAACAUGGACAUUUAUUUGAGAAGAAAACCAACUUGGAUAUUUUGGUUUAACACGAGACUCCAGAUGCUGAUUCAUACCAGAGAUAGAGAUAAAAUGCUGGAGCAACUCGGACUGAAAGGGUUCCAACCCAAACUGUCGCCUUUCCAGGGACGCUGCUGAUCCGCUGAGUUAUUACAGCAUUUUGUGUCUAGUUUAGAUAUUUUGGUUGUUUCAGAUUGAAGCUAUCCAUUUUGCAGCUGAAUCCUUGUAUCGAGGUAACGUGAUACCUACUUCAAAGGAGCUUUAUUUGACUUCUUGUAUUCCCUAUUUUGCUACACUAACAUAAAACAUAAAUGCUGCUUGUAGCAUUUUUUAAAUCUGUAAUCUUACUGAAGAAGUAAGAGUACUUUAUGUGCAGUGCAGUUGACUUGUAAGUUGAGAUGUUGGUCUUUAUAAGAUCAGGAUGGGGGAUGAAAUGAUCAUGUGUUCCAGUACAAGGUCUACAAAACACCAUUAAAAUAUAUAUAAAUAUGUUGAAACGGAUGAGUUCAUUCUUCUUGGGUAGUUGCAAUUUUACAAAUAAAAUUAUACUGUGCAUAA